Messenger RNA from Castor canadensis (American beaver), 2024 nucleotides. NCBI's taxonomy places the organism in Eukaryota, Metazoa, Chordata, Mammalia, Rodentia, Castoridae. The record is from RefSeq and is a predicted model, not a curated record.
CGUUAUCUUCUGCCCAUUUAAAAAGCAACAUCAACCUGCACAAUAACCCCAUUAUUCAAAAAUAUGGCUCUAAGAAAGUACGCUUGACCAGAUGUCUUCUGACAAAGGAGGAAAUGAAAACAUUUCACUUUCCAUUGCAAGGUUCUCCUGAUUGUGAAAACUUUAUACUUAUCAAAUGUAGCAAUACUAUAAUAGACAACAGUCCCCUCUUUGGACUUGACUGUGAAAUGUGGCUCACAUCCAAAGGGAGAGAACUAACACGAAUCUCACUGGUUGCUGAAGGAGGCUGCUGUAUUAUGGAUGAACUGGUCAAACCCGAUUACAGGAUUCUAGACUAUCUCACCAGCUUUUCAGGAAUCACAAAGAUGAUUCUUAACCCAGUGACAACCAAACUCAAAGAUGUACAGAAGCAGUUAAAAGCACUGCUUCCUCCUGAUGCUGUGUUAGUGGGCCAUUCCUUAGACUUGGAUCUCAGAGCAUUGAAAAUGAUACAUCCAUAUGUUAUUGAUACCUCAUUGCUUUAUGUCAGCGAGCAGGGCAGAAGAUUUAAGCUAAAGUUCUUAGCCAAAGCUAUUUUGGGGAAGGAUAUACAGUGUCCAAACAGGCUUGGUCAUGAUGCCACAGAAGAUGCUAGAACAACCCUUGAAUUGGCUCAGUAUUUCAUUAAGUACGGCCCAAAGAAGAUUGCAGAACUCAAUCUGGAGGCACUAGCUAGUCACCAAGAACUACAAGCAGCAGGCCAAGAACCAAUAAAUACAGCAAAAAUUGUUCAGCACUCAAAUAUAAGUGUGUUAGAAUGCUUGGACUCAGUGGGUCAGAAGUUCCUUUUCUUGGCCCAGGAGACAGAUACUACUGAACUUUCUUCUGGAAACUGUCAAACUAUUAAGUGCCGUUCAAAUAAAGAGGUGCUUGAGCAAGCAAAAGUGGAAAUUCCCCUGUUUCCCGUCAGCAUUGUCCAGUUCUCUUUUGAGCCUUUUUCACCCAUCUUCACUGAGGAGAUGAACAAAAGGAUGAGAAUCAAGUGGACAGAGAUGUCAACUGUCUAUGCUGGGCCAUUUAGCAAAAAUUGCAACCUCAGGGAUCUGAAGAAGUUAUUUAAGACCUUUGGCCCAGUCCGGUCAAUGACUCUCAUACUUGAAACUCCUCAGCCUCAUCUCUGCAUACAGUAUGAAGUUCUGGAAGCUGCACAGCUGGCCCUAGAGUCCUUGAGUGGCAUUCUGUUAGAUGGCUUAUGCAUCAAGGUCCAGAGGCCUAUAACAGAGCUCACACUUGAUUCUGACACCCUUGUGAAUGAGCUGGAACAAGAUUCUGAAAACCGAGCUACUGUUUAUUUGGCUGGAGUGAGUGAAACCUUUAAAGAACACCUGUUCCAGCAGUCCAACCUCUUCCUUGACCUGGAAGCUCUGAUUCUGCCCAAAGAUCUUAAAAGUGGAAAGCAGAAAAAAUACUGUUUCCUGAAAUUCAAAACUUUUGGCAAUGCCCAGAGGGCCCUUGACAUUGUUACAGGCAAGGACUGGAAGUUGAAAGGCAGGCAUGCCCUCACCCCCAGGCACCUCCAUGCAUGGCUUAGGGGCUUACCAUCUGAAUCAAGGUCCCCAGAGCUUCAAGUUAUAUCUCCUCUCUCAGAAAAGCAGACUUUGCAGACAAUGAAGGUGGAGCACCCAAAGAUAGCAGCCUGGCACUGGGGCCAGAAGAUUGGAAAGCUGUACCGCAGCCUGGGUUCAGGCACCCUCUGCCUCAUCCUGCUGCCAGGAACCAAAAGCACUUGUGGAUCCUCUGGUCUAGGACUGAUGGGGAUAAAAGAUGAAGAAGAAAACACACCCCAAGCAUGGGUUUAUGAGGCUACCCACCACUUUCCAGGUGCCAUUUCUUACCCCUCAUGGGCAAAUGUGGAGCAUGUGGUCAGGUUGGAGUGCCCCCUGGCCUCUCCAUCCAAUGGACAGCUUUUGUGGAAGUUGCUUACAUGGCAUGUGCAAAUUUUCAAUAAAUACCUAAAAUUCAAGCAUUUCCUCAUCUUAGGGUGA